AUGAUGACGACGAAUGAAAAAGGAGCAAAGCUCCUCGUCCUUCUGCUUUUUGUCCCAUGGAUUUCUGCGCAAGACUCAACAGAUCCAACUACAGUAACCCAAGAAAUUCCAACGGAGCCAACUACAAAAACUCCAUCUCCACCGUCGCCACCGGCGAAAUUGGGGCAAUAUAAUUUCGAAGGACCCCUUACUGAUAUUCAUGGGUCCUACAGUCUCCGCGUCACGACACAAAUCUACUUGUGCGCGGUUAAACAGAAGACGUAUGAUGGACAGAACAAAUUUGAUGAAUUCGAUUGUGACAAUUCUUAUGUCAAGUUAUAUCCUCAUAUUCGGAAGAUUCUUUUCAAACCCGACGCCGCUACACCUGAAACUGAGGCGUUCUACGUGGAGCCGGCCCUACAAUUCCAGAGAACUCCCGAGGAAAAAUUCCAGAUUCGAGUUUUGAACGAAGAGCCCAGAAAUCAUGAAUCUUGGAAGGCAAUUCUAGCGGAUUCUUCAAAAUAUCAGGAUUUGAUUUGGGAUUUGACUGGAAAAGAGUUGCUCAUUUUGACCAAUAGCCGAAUGUGCGAGAUCAACAAGCCAGGAAUCGGCGACUUUUUGCCAAUUUUCGACUACGAAAAUUCGAAAUCGGUGGCCGACGAAAAAUGGCCAAAAUGGUUGCCAAAUGACGCGCAGAAUGGAGCAAUUCCCACUUACAGUAUGGCAUCGACAGGUGGCUCUAACAAAACUACGGAUCUUUUGGAUUACCUCAAAACGUUGAAAGUGCAAGCGAAUAAACUGCAAAACGUCGAGCAACACUGCUCGAAUUAUGAGAAAGUUGGCGUUUUUGGAGCUCGUAAACCCGUUUAUGAGCAUUCACCGUACAUUUCCACAGCUUCCUAUGGUCUAUUCCAACCAUCGAUGGUUGUGACCAGCGGAUAUGUUCAGAAAUUGGAGUUUGGGCUGAGUAAUUGCCAAUGGAUUCGUUUCUGGGCAACUGAGGACAGUGUCACAAUGGCUGACUAUGCCGCCAACAUGAAACCCGAGCACACUUUGGAUAUUUUCAUACAAGAAGGAUUCUAUCUUCCACCAGAUUCAGAUGAGGCACUUCCACUUCCAGAUGCUCAGCUCAUGAACAAAAUCAAAUUAUCGAUUUUCAGCGAUGGCGAUCCAACGAAAAUGGAUGAUCAUGAAUUGAUCGAAUUCGCGUUUGGAAAUGUCAAUGAGAAGUACUUGUUCCAUCAAUUUUUCAAAUCCAAGGAGUUUGGAAAAAAGAACUUCCGACUUCAUAUGAUUCGUUCGCCGAGAUGCGAAUCGAAUAUUGUUAUUGACGACGUAUAUCGUGAUAACGGACACCAGAAACUUCCAAAUAUCAAGGGUGUGCGAGAUUGCUCAUAUUCGUACAUGAUCUGA
Molecule: messenger RNA, 1392 nt
Organism: Caenorhabditis briggsae
Lineage: Eukaryota; Metazoa; Nematoda; Chromadorea; Rhabditida; Rhabditidae
Exons: 9
Coding region: 1-1392 (463 amino acids)
Source: RefSeq, a predicted model, not a curated record